This is a messenger RNA of Hemicordylus capensis (graceful crag lizard), 6322 nucleotides long. RefSeq names its product carbohydrate sulfotransferase 3 (gene CHST3). Bases 1064 to 2449 code for a protein of 461 amino acids. NCBI's taxonomy places the organism in Eukaryota, Metazoa, Chordata, Lepidosauria, Squamata, Cordylidae. The transcript has 3 exons. Gene Ontology annotation, cellular component: Golgi membrane. Gene Ontology annotation, molecular function: chondroitin 6-sulfotransferase activity; N-acetylglucosamine 6-O-sulfotransferase activity. The record is from RefSeq and is a predicted model, not a curated record. Gene Ontology annotation, biological process: N-acetylglucosamine metabolic process; carbohydrate metabolic process.
CCACGGGGCCCUUUGUCAGAUACCCUCCUGGCCUAGAGCAACCCUUUCUGUAGCACACACCCCCCCCCCGGGAGAGCACAAAGUGGCGCCUUUUAUUCUGCUCCGUAAAAGCCCUCAUCCAGUCAAGCAGCGAGCCCCACGCGACUAUUUGCUCCCGCCAGCACGCAAGCGCCUCAGAAACCAGCCGCAUAUUUUGUCAGAAAGGGUCUUGGACAAAGCCAACAGAAGGGUCCUUGUUAGCCGGCUGCUCCCUGGAGAGGGAGGGUGGGAAGGGAGAGCGAAGAGGUGGGGUGGGGCCCUCUCCGCUGCCUGUCUCCUCCUUCGUCUGCAGAAGCCAGGGGGAGGCAGCAGCCUGAGCCAGGAGGGGAUCUAGCGACUUUUCUAACACUUUGCAACUCUCCCCGCCUGGGGCAGCGGCGCAGCGCUUCUUCUCGCGCGCGGAGCCGGCCUUGCUGCGCCUGUGGGUUCCUUUGACGCACACGCUGCGGAGAAGCGGCUCUUCAGGACUGCUGGAAACCCUUCAGGAAUCCAGGAGGGGAAGGGCUGUGUGUCUUUUUAGGGGCAGCCAAAGCGGGGAGGAGGAGGAGGAGGAGAGACUCGUCCCCAGGGAGCGUCCCCACGCCUGACCUCCCAUACCCCGGGCUUCUUCAGUGCAAGCCGGUGUGAGGGACGGGAAGGGCUCACCCCGCCCCAGUCGACCCUGCACAGCCGCGCGGGGCAAAGAGGGGAUUCUUAAAGCUGCUUUCCCCAGGAAAAGGCGGCGCGAGGCUGAAGGAGGAGAGAGAGCGCCGAAGGAAGCGCUCGGAGUGGAUGGUCCCCAAGCUGCUGCAGCUCAUCCCUUUCGGGGAGAGCUCUCGGCCACCAGCCCCUCCUCGGAAGGAGACGGCGCGGAGGACCCCGCGGCAGGGGCAACAGCAGCUCACCCGAUAAGGAGAAGCUAAUACCAGACAAUACUUUUCAAAUAACUGAAGAACAUCAGGGGAAUUAAAGGGAGAUUUAUUUUAUCUCCAUAAAGGGAAAAGACCUUUCCCUGGCAAACCCAUGAACCCUUUAUUCUCUCUCCAUGGAUAAAGGACACUCAUUACCUCAAGAUUUCUGGGAGCUGUUGCAUUGCCUGAGGAUGAGGAGCAAGUACGCCAUCCUCCUUGUGUUUGUGGUAGCCCUUGUCAUUAUUGAGAAGGAAAACAACAUCAUAUCAAGGGUGUCAGACAAACUCAAGCAAUCUCCACCAUCCCUGAUGGAAGCUAACAGCACAGACUCUGGUUUGGUGCUAUCAGAGAAUGGUUCCCUCAUGUCCCUCAGUGAGCUGGAUUCGGCUUUCUUCCAGCUGAAAAGCCGGCUUCAGAACGUCACUUUGCAGCUUGGGGGAACUAGGGAACCUUUGCUGGCACCUGUUAAGGGGACCCGGAAACAUGUGCUCUUAAUGGCCACCACCCGCACUGGCUCCUCCUUUGUGGGGGAAUUUUUCAACCAACAGGGCAACAUUUUCUACCUCUUUGAGCCACUGUGGCACAUCGAAAGGACAGUGUCAUUUGAGCCUGGUGGUGCUAAUGCUGUGGGAUCAGCUCUCGUCUACAGAGAUGUUUUGAAGCAGCUCUUCCUCUGUGACCUCUACAUCUUGGAGAACUUCAUAAUUCCAUUCCCAGAGGAUCACCUGACCCAGUAUAUGUUCCGGCGUGGUUCAAGCCGCUCCCUGUGUGAGGAGCCUGUUUGCACCCCUUUUGUCAAGAAAGUCUUUGAGAAGUACCACUGCAAGAACCGCCGCUGUGGCCCCCUGAAUGUGACGCUAGCUGCAGAGGCUUGCCUGCGCAAGGAACACAUGGCGCUUAAGGCAGUGCGGAUUCGGCAGCUGGAGUUCUUGCGCCCUCUGGUUGAAGACCCUCGUCUGGACAUGAGGAUAAUUCAGCUGGUACGGGACCCGCGGGCCGUGCUGGCUUCUCGCAUGGUGGCUUUCUCAGGGAAGUAUGAAACAUGGAAGAAAUGGGCUACUGAAGGUGCAGCGACCCUCAAUGAGGACGAAGUACAGAAGCUGCGGGGGAACUGUGAGAAUAUCCGGCUUUCAGCUGAACUUGGUUUGAAGCAGCCAAAGUGGCUACGUGGUCGCUACAUGCUCGUCCGCUAUGAGGAUAUUGCCAGGUCUCCCCUCCAAAAGGCCAAGGAGAUCUACAGAUUCACUGGCAUCACCAUCACCCCGCAGGUGGAGGAGUGGAUCCAGAAGAAUACUCAGGCACCUCGGGACAGCAAUGGCAUCUACUCCACCCAGAAGAACUCCUCAGAGCAGUUUGAGAAAUGGCGGUUCAACAUCCCCUUCAAGCUUGCCCAAGUGGUGCAGAACGUCUGCAGUCCGGCCAUGAACCUGUUUGGCUACAAACUGGCUAGAAGCCCCGAGACUCUUACAAACAGAUCCGUCAGCUUGCUAGAGGAGAGGAGGACCUUCUGGGUCACGUAAAAUUGGCCUUUUAUGAUGGAUUUUCCUCAUUGUAGCAUUCUGUGAGACUGGAAAAGACAAAACACAAGAAUAGCUGGGGAAGGAACACUUAGCAGAAAGGCUGAGGGGGAACCAUCCUUGGCUGACCCUGCCUCAUGCUUCUGCUUGCCUUGUGCUCCUUGUUCACCCCAGGUGCUUUCUGCUUUGCCUGGGAGCAGAUGUCGCUUGUCAACAUGUUCAGGGCUACUUGAUGGGUUAUAAUGUGGCCAUGCAUGGACAUGAAGAAGAGUUCAGAAGCUAACAAAGGGUGGAGCAGGAGUGCUGAGUUCCAGCUUCCCUACCUCAUGUCCAUUUCCUUCUCAGUGCAGGCACUGUCUCUUCAUUCAUGGAGCAUUUAUACACUAAACAUCCAAAGAGAGAGAAUAUUCUAUUUUUGAAGCUACAUUUACACUUUUUAAAAAGAAAAGAAAAGAAAGAAAUUGGUUUCUCAUCCUGCUGCAGAGAUGUGAGAAAAAGCAGAGUAUUGCACUGAUAUUGCCUAAGGCAGCCUUAAAGAACUUGUCAAGCUGAUAUUUGGGGAGGGUAGCAAAGGUGGGGGACAAGAGAGGAAGGCAAGUUGCUCAACAGAACUGUCAGAAAGGAAUCUGACUGCUUCAUCAUUUUGACAGAGGCUGUUUUGUAUGUGUUUUACUUGAGACCCUCAGAUAAAUUCAUGCCUUGUUUAAACUUGAGGAGAUGUGACUGGCUCACACAAAUCACCAGGAAAAAUGUGGAGUGGAGCCAAAGGUGGGCUCUAUCCACAAUAAGGAUAUUUGAGGCUACAUCACAGACAGUUCCGUACACUUGCUGUGUUUUGCCUUGCUUUGCACCUAAGCCAUUAGAUGAUAGAUAAAAAGCAGACUAUGAAAACCAGAGAGGGAGAGAAUGGAAUUCUAUUCAUCCCACAUCCCUGAGGAUCAAACCUUCAUCAGUGCCAUCCGUUGUUUUGCUCUCCAGUAGUCCAUUUUUAAAAAACCACACAAAUCUGCUGUCUGGUUUUCUCACUUGUCUCUAAAUCUAUUGUUACUGAAUCAUAACCAGUGUCUGGAGACACUUAGAGACAAUAGUUGCUUUCAGUCUGGUGAUAGGAGGCUGUGACUUGUGUCUGUAUUUCCCUCCCUCUAAUAGUUUUUGUGUCUUUUAAAGUGCUGGUUGGAAACUGCUGAUAAUGCUCCACUGCAAUUUCAGAGGGAAUUGUUUUGUGCAGACCAGGCAGUUGAAGCACGGAAAGGAAGAAGUGAAAAGCUAGCAUAUGCACACGAGUACAGCUGGUCUAGUGUUAGGAAGCAGUUUCUGCAAUACGGAGAGACAGAACGCAAGCAAAGGAUUCUUUUUAUCCCUUUCUAGCUCUAGGUUCCAUUUUAUAUCAUGCACCUGCAACUAACAUGUUGUGAAUCAGGUUUGUAAACAGCAGGGCCAAAACGCCAUGAAAUGCAAAUAGUAGGGACAGGUCUGUCACAUUUCAAUUCAGAACUGCAUCAGACCCAUUCAUAACAGCAGUCACUGAAGAUAAAAUCAGAAAGAGAGGAUACUAAUUUGACAGUUAAAGAGAGAGAAGUACUUUCUGCAGUGAGGAAAAAUGCUUCCAGUCUCAACUGAAGUGAAUCAUUUAUUAUUUUAAAAGAGACAUUCCAAGUUUCAUUUCUUUUGCUUCUUUAAUGUCAUUCAAACAGAGGUUCUUAACCUUUGUUGGUUAUAAAUGGCUUAUAAAAACAUUGCUUUAUUUGGGGGGAGGGGGAAGAAGUGGUGAAUAAGAGACCACGUGGAUUUUAGCCUUCUCAGAACGAAUGGUGAAUGAUGUGUUUCAUGAUCCUAGUUCCUGGUGGGUAGGGCGGUGAUAAGAAAAUGAAAGCUGGGCUUUGCACGGCUGUAGCAGAAACUUAUAAUUAUGUGUCAUCAUCCCCCACAUUAAGAAAAAGCAGCUGCUUCUAAGCAGAAAUUUCAGUUAUGACACAGAUAAAAACAAAGAUCUUGCCUCUGAAUUAAAGUUUUAAAAUGUUGCUUCUGGUAUACUGUUAACUCUUUCCAAAGCAUCUGCCAAAGUUAAGACAUUAAGCAAGAUUUUCCACGGAAGGGAUCAGGGAAGGGCUAGAUGUCUGCAUCAACUAACUGUUAAACACAUGCUUGUCCCAUUCACCUAUAAAUUGGGGAUUAAAGUUGUGCUCAAAGGAGAGGAGCAAAACCCGUGUUUAGCAAACUAGCUUUUAGUUUAGUUCACACACAUUUCAGAUUACCAAGGAACAAGGGCAGUGCCCACAUGAUGACUCAUAUGUUUGAAUUCCCCCUCAGUUAUUCAUGUCCUGGACGGCACCCUGGGUAAAGGAGUUGAAGUGGACACAAUCCACCGAAGCUGUAUGUAUUUACUGCUCUCCUGCACAGCAGUUACUGAUAGCAGCUGCCUCAUAGUUGGAGAACUGGCACCAUCUCAAUGGUUGACAGGAUUCAGCUGUUACACCCUCCAGCUCCUGAUGAGGAAGUGCUGCAUGAAGGAAACUCUACUCUGCUGCCACCCUUUCUUUACUUUUUGAAAGCAGAAAGUGAGUUGAGGAGGAGCAGCAGUGGCGGUGGUGGCACUGCUACCACUGCCAGGUAAAGUAGGUGCAAGGCAUGUUGUUCGAGUCUGCAUUGCCUUUGUGGACUGCACUCUCAGUAACUCCCAAACAGUGAGUCUGCAGUUGAUCAUGAGAAAAUUGUAGGUGGGCUGUUUAUGGCCGUUGGUGUUGUGAUGGCAGACAAACAACGAUAAAGGGAUGACUUUUCUUUUAGUUUAUUUAUAUGCCUCUUUUCUACCAAAGAGGGCUAUAAAAUAUCUCACAAGACAAUAAUAUUUGUAACCUGGGAGAAGGGGCACUUUGCCAUGGUCCCCAAAAAUGAACAACAUUUUUUCCCCGGGUCAGCUCAGAAAAUUAUGAGUUUGUAUCAGUUCCCACAACUGCUUCCUAAGCUGGGUGUUUAUAGCAAAAGAAACAUGUAUAGUAACUUUGCACUUGAAGGUGCAGAUUCUUUUUUCUACAGGGAAUAUCUUGGUGUAGAUAAAUCAUCAAUAAAUGAAACAGUCUUAAGCAAUAAGAGUGACAGGAUCUAGCAUGAGACUAGAUCCAAAAUUUACCCAGUCCAAAGGACAGUUUUAUAAAAUCAAUUUAUAUAGAUGUAUAAAUAAAAUUGACAUCUGCAGGAAUUAUUCUGGGAGUGGGGGAACAAAGUAUAUAUAUCCAAAUGGAUUCAUAAAAUAUGUAAGCAGACAUUCAAUCCAGCCAUGAAUACAAAGGGGCUUCCCUACCCCCACCCCCGCCCAUGGAUGCCUAUGGCUACACAAGAGACUUUCUGUUAAUGAAAAGCUGUGCUUCAGAACUAAAAUAGAUCAGAUCCAGAACAGCAAAUUAGUCCUCCAGUUUUCACAUGGUUAGAACACGUUGAACAUCCUCCAGGGAUUCCCUGGUGAAAAUUAACCUGCAUUAUGAGAAUUUCCAACCAGCACUGUGUUUACCAUGUAACAAUGUGUUGUUUCUGUUGUUUACUUUUGUUUGUGCUUUUUUAUUGUGUUGUGUGUUUUCCUCCUCAAUGUCACCCUUUAUUUUUUUAAUUCUGUAUGACAGCUGUGGCAUUGUAAAAAAGAAGUUGCAACUUCCAACAUCUGCAAGACUGUUCCUAUUAUGGAGGUUUCUGUUUUUUCUCCCCGCUCCCCUUUUAGCUGUAAAUGGUGCAGUUGAUUAAUUUAUUUAUUGUAUGGAAAGAGAGGGAAAAUACUUUAUUAGCAGGAAUCAGAGCUGCACCAAAAUAAAUAAAAACAGACUCAGAAAUGUCUCCCAAGAAAUAAAUGCAAUUAAGUUAAGAGUGGUUCUGGUUAAAACAAGA